Molecule: messenger RNA, 894 nt
Organism: Cariama cristata (Red-legged seriema)
Lineage: Eukaryota; Metazoa; Chordata; Aves; Cariamiformes; Cariamidae
Gene: PDLIM4
Product: PDZ and LIM domain 4
Exons: 6
Coding region: 19-894 (291 amino acids)
Biological process (GO): heart development; actin cytoskeleton organization; muscle structure development
Cellular component (GO): Z disc; filamentous actin; adherens junction
Molecular function (GO): actin binding; muscle alpha-actinin binding
Source: RefSeq, a predicted model, not a curated record
CCUGGCAGCAAAGCAGCCAUGGCAAACCUGUGCCCAGGAGAUAUUAUUCUGGCAAUUAACGGAGAGAGCACGGAGAACAUGACACACCUAGAAGCACAGAACAAGAUCAAAGCAUGCAUGGACCAGCUCCUGCUCUCCGUGAACAGAGCCGAAGGGAAGACCUGGUCACCCCCUGUUCUGGAAGAUGGCAAGGCUCAAGCGUACCGGAUCAACGUCGAGCCGGAACCGCAGGACAAUGGGCCGGCCCAGAGCAGGAGGGCGAUGCCCCACGGGGCUGGGGGCAGCCCCAUGGACAAGCAGCAGAUGCUGAAUGUGCAGCAUCACCCCCCGACCCGGCUCUGUGCUGGCAGCGGCUCCGAGUUGGCUCUGCCGGGCCAGCUGAGCGGGCUCCACAUCGCUCCUGCCCAGAGCCUGGACCCCGUGAAGUCUCUCCCACGGAACAGAAAUGGGAUUGACGUGGAGUCGGAUGUCUACAAGAUGCUUCAGGAUUAUGAAAAGCCCGUUUCGGAGCCUAAGCAGUCUGGGUCCUUCCGAUACUUGCAGGGCAUGUUGGAGGCAGGCGAGAACGGUGAAAAACUCGACAAACUGAGCAACCCCCGAAACAUCAAGUCCCCAGUGUCAAAGCUUGGGGGUGCCAUGUCCGGGCUGCAGAUGCUCCCCGAGUGCACCCGCUGCGGGAACGGGAUCGUGGGCACGAUCGUCAAAGCUCGGGACAAGCUCUACCACCCCGAGUGCUUCAUGUGCGACGACUGUGGCCUCAACCUGAAGCAGCGAGGGUAUUUCUUCAUCGAAGAGCAGCUGUACUGCGAGACGCACGCGAAGGAGAGGGUUAAGCCCCCCGAGGGAUAUGACGUGGUGGCUGUUUAUCCAAACGCUAAAGUUGAACUUGUCUAA